This is a messenger RNA of Dioscorea cayenensis subsp. rotundata (Guinea yam), 825 nucleotides long. RefSeq lists its product as uncharacterized. The record is from RefSeq and is a predicted model, not a curated record. Lineage: Eukaryota; Viridiplantae; Streptophyta; Magnoliopsida; Dioscoreales; Dioscoreaceae. The transcript has 6 exons. The coding region runs from base 1 to 825 and encodes 274 amino acids.
AUGGCUCGAGGAUCAAAAAGUUUGAAGAUUAUGGAGCUACUAGAAGCUCAUACUUCUUCACAUCAUGAAUCAACUGGGCAAGAAAAUGAUGCUAGUACACAAGAAAAACAGUCCCGACAUAGAGGAAAGACAGUAAUGGCAAAUGUCUGGACAUCAAUGGAAAAAUUUAUAAUUAAAGUAGAUAAAUAUGGAGUCCCCUGCACCAAAGAUGCUGCCACACUAAGUUCUUUCCUUGGUGUGCUUGCAAAGAAUGGCGCGUAUGCUCCAAUUAACAUUCCUAAUUGGAGACAUGAAGAUUUUACUCCAUACAAAGCGAAAUGUCUAAAACUCCUAAUGACAAAAUUUGAUUUUCCUCAUACACAAGAGACGGUUACAUGGAUUUUGCAAAAUCUAAACAAGAGAUGGCGAGAUUGGAAAGGUGACUUGAAGGCCGAAUUUUACAUUCCAAAAGAAAAAGAACGAGUUUUAGUGGAGCCACCUUCAACUGUUCUUGAAGAACAAUGGCCCGGCCUUGUUCGGCAGUGGUAUAACCCAAGAAAUGAGGAAAAUAAAAUGGGGAAAGAGCUGGAUCGUCUUAAAAUGUGUGAUGCAACUAAUAAAAAGAAAGAUAGUAGCUAUGUAAAUGAAGAAUUUAGAAAGAACUUCAUCAAUUCCAGUAUUGCAUUUGCAUUGGAAAAAAAAGAUAUGAUUGAUGGGAUAUGGAGGUUGAAGAUAUUGCAUCUGUUGACUGAUAUCACUGGACAAAAUCUAAACAUCAUGUGGCUCAAGAGAUUUUUGGAGAAUUCAUGUUUAAAGAUCAAGAGAGUUGAAGAUGAAGAUACAUGA